GCGGAGUCUUUGGACUCGGUAAUCCCGGCCCUGUCCUCCCCCGACCAAACACAGUCCCUGGAUCCAUGGGUGUCGAGGAGGAGCGCGACGGCGAGGAGCAACGCCGCCCCCUCCUCUCCUCCACCCCGCCAGCCGCGGCGGACCCGCAGCAGCAACAGUACCAGUUCCUGGGCCGGAGCACCUCUUCAGUGCUGCGCGGCGGUGGCGGGGGCUGGGAAGGGCCUGAGGUGAGCGCCGACGAGGUCAGGUCCGCCGCUGGCUUCCACACGUUCCAGGGCCCACCUCCCAACGGCGACAACGCCUAUGCUUACCCGCCGUCCAUUCAUAGCGCCAUGCUCUCCCCGUCCCCAUCUCAUGCCCCACCGUCUCCCCAUCCAAAUGAAGGGUUGGCGAUUGUUCCUCAAGGGCCAUAUCCGUAUGGUGGCAGUUACCAACCUUCUGAGAGCGUCGGGAGGGAUGUACUGGAUGAGGUGGAGAUCCGACAGCUACUCAUUGACCAUAUUGGACAUCGAUGCUGUUGGGGAAGUCACCCUGCCCGCACAUGGAAAAUUACCUCCAUUGAGGACUGCAAUGUCUAUGUUGGCACCUUGGAAACCUUCAUCGAGGAAAGAUACAUUAUUACAAAAAAGGAGCCCUUUGAAAGUGGGAAUAUAGAUGGAAGAGAAAAAGGUCCUUUGCCUGGAUUGUGGGAACUUGAUUUGAGGUCUAAGUUUCCUGUACUUUUUGUACCAGAGAAAGAAGUGACUGUCAAGAUUCCACAUUCAGAUAUUAUUGAAAAGUGCUCAGAUUGUGAGGGUCGUGGAGAGAAACCAUGCCCUACAUGCAAUGCUGGUCAGGCUCACGGGUUUUAUAAAGCAAAUCAGAUGACCCAGUGUGGUGCAUGUCAUGGCAGAGGUUUACUUGCUCACCAAGAUGGAUCUGAUACAGUAUGUGGAAUGUGCAAUGGUAAAGGAAUGUUACCUUGUAUAGCAUGUGGAUCACGUGGAUUAGUGACAUGCAACACAUGUACUGGAUAUGGUUCCCUCCUUGCACAAAGCAUGGCUCAUGUUCAAUGGAAGACGCUGUCAGCUAGAAAAGUUAGUGCAGCUAGAGGGGCUGCCUCGGUCCCUGAAGAAGUUUUCCACAGAGCCAAAGGAGUGCAGCUAUGCAACAUACAGGCAUACCAGUGCACUCCUGCAUUUUUUGCUGAUUCAUACCCACUCAACCAGUUCUCCUCAGAAGUCAUCGCUAGCCGGCUGCCAGUUCCACCAUCUGCAAGGGUUAUUUCCGAGAGACACAUCAUUUCAGUUGUGCCUGUAACCCGUGUCACAAUGGCGCGUCGCAAGCAGUCAUUUAGCUUCUAUGUCGUUGGCUACAGCAGGGAUGUGUUCAUAAGAGACUAUCCUUCGAAGUUUUGCUGGGGCCUCUGCUGCUGCUUCGAGUGGCUGGGGAAAUAGUUAUUUCCUGGGCACGAAUGAAUGCCUUCUUUCAGUGUGCAGUGUUUCAUUGUACAGAAGGCUGCGUGAAAGCUUAAAAUAAGCAUUGCGAAUUCUUGUAUUUUCUAUUAAAGAAUAUAUCUGUGCGUAUUGCAGUAUUAGAUUCUGCAUAUUUGGAUUUCCUGUGUAUAAGUACAUCACUGUAUAUAUUGUUCAGUGAAAAUAAAAAAUGGCGACGUCUGGCCAUUUCAAACGUGAUGUAUAGUAUUUUGAAAUGGCUUUUGAUCAGUUUACACAUGCACAGUGCAGUAUCGUUUUAUUCACUAUUAGUCCCGGAUACGUUUGUUUAACUGUUUUUUUCUAGUAAAGCAUAUAUUGUUGUU
Messenger RNA from Zea mays, 1798 nucleotides. RefSeq lists its product as uncharacterized. The transcript has 7 exons. Lineage: Eukaryota; Viridiplantae; Streptophyta; Magnoliopsida; Poales; Poaceae. The record is from RefSeq and is marked provisional. Bases 66 to 1436 code for a protein of 456 amino acids.